This is a messenger RNA of Thlaspi arvense, 1219 nucleotides long. The record is from the annotation of a GenBank genome assembly. NCBI's taxonomy places the organism in Eukaryota, Viridiplantae, Streptophyta, Magnoliopsida, Brassicales, Brassicaceae.
CUAAAACUAAUUAAAAGUCCCUAGACUUUAUGAAUUUCUUGUUUAAUUAAAACGUUAUUUCUGCGUUUGCGUUUACAUGAGGAAAAAAAAAAACGAAUAAUGGUCUUUCUAUCUAUGCUUAUCAAAUAAAUGUCUCUUUACCCAAAGGUCUAUGCUCAUAUAUAACCUCUAUGUCUGUCUCUAUCUCUAUCUCUUUCAUUCAUCAUUUACACAUGGUUUCUCUUAAUUAGGACAGCUAAAGAGAGAACGAAAGAUAUGGGGAAGAUGACCAAAUCUGGAGAGAGACCAAAACAGAGACAGAGGAAAGGGUUAUGGUCACCUGAAGAAGACCACAAGCUCAAGAGCUUCAUCCUCUCUCAGGGCCAUCCUUGCUGGACCACUGUUCCCAUCCUAGCUGGAUUGCAAAGGAAUGGGAAAAGCUGCCGCUUGAGGUGGAUUAACUACCUAAGACCAGGAUUAAAGAGAGGAACGUUUAGUGAAGAAGAAGAAAACACCAUCUUGACUUUACAUUCUUCUUUGGGUAACAAGUGGUCACGGAUUGCGAAAUAUUUACCAGGAAGAACGGAUAACGAGAUUAAAAACUAUUGGCACUCCUACUUGAAGAAGAGAUGGCUCAAAUCUCAAUCACAACUCAAUACUCAGAGAUCAGAUCACCUCACAGAAUCUUCUUCUUCACUAAUUUCUUGCGGGAAAAGAAACCUGGAAACCGAAACCCUAGAUCACGUGAUCUCCUUCCAGGAAUGUCAACAGAAACCAUCUUCAUCACCAGUACAAGAAAGCAACAGAAGCAUGAUGAUGGACAACAGCAACAGCUUGCCUAAACUGUUUUUCUCCGAGUGGAUGAGUUCUUCAGACUCACACAUCGACUACUCCUCUGCUUUUACAGAUUGUAAGCACAUUAAUCAAACACAAGAUCAAAUCGAUGAUGAAGAACAGAUGAUGAUCAAUAACAACUACUCUUCACUUGAGGAUGCCAUGCUCCGUACAGAGUUUUUGCAGCCUAAUCAUGAGUAUGCAAAUUAUUAUUCUUCCGGGGAUUUCUUCAUUAACAGCGACGUAACUUACCUCUAAAAGAAACGUAAAUCAAGAACAGUGGAUAUGGUUGUAAAGAGGGACAUAAACAAGUUACGUGCGCUACAAUUUACAAAAAUCUGUUUUUUUAGAUUAUUUUGUGAGAAGCUUGUAUUUUUAUUUGAAACUGGUUUUAGUUAUUUAUUUU